Pararge aegeria (speckled wood butterfly) is the source of this 1122-nucleotide messenger RNA. Its product is annotated as lachesin-like. The record is from RefSeq and is a predicted model, not a curated record. Lineage: Eukaryota; Metazoa; Arthropoda; Insecta; Lepidoptera; Nymphalidae. The annotation marks the transcript as partial. Gene Ontology annotation, cellular component: neuron projection. The transcript has 8 exons.
AUGAUGGUUGGAAAAAUUUUGUUCUACAUACAUUUUGGACUUGUCUUCCACGUAGUGAUUUGUUUUAAGGAUACUGUUGAAGUGCCACGUUUCGAAGACAGCUUAAACAACCAGACAGUGUCAUUAGGAAGAGAAGCUGUGUUCACUUGUGUCGUCAAUGACCUCGGAUCUUACAGAGUGGCGUGGCUACGUGUGGACACGCAGACGAUCCUGACAAUAGCCACCCACGUGAUCACAAAGAACCAUCGCAUCGCUGUCAAUCACAGUGACAGGCGCAUCUGGUUCCUACACAUACACGACGUGCGACAGUCUGACCGUGGUUGGUACAUGUGCCAACUCAACACAGACCCUAUGAAAAGCCAAACAGCGUACCUUGACGUAGUAGUGCCACCGGAUAUUCUAGACUACCCUACAAGUAGCGACCAGGUGGCGCGGGAAGGCGCUAACGUUACACUCCGAUGUGCCGCACACGGGGUUCCAACGCCUGCAGUGGUCUGGAGGAAAGAAGCGGGAGAUCUGCUGCCAACAUUAAACUUUACAGACAACCAUAACUCGUCGGUGAAUGGUGCGGUGCUGCCCUUAGUGAAGGUAUCCAGGCUUCACAUGGGGGCGUACCUCUGCAUUGCGAGCAACGGGGUGCCACCUUCCGUCAGCAAACGAGUCAUGCUCGUUGUACAUUUUCCACCGAUAAUGACAAUACAAAAUCAGUUGGUGGGAGCAAUGGAAGGUGACACUGUGCAUCUUGACUGCCAUUCGGAAGCCUUCCCUAGAUCUAUUAACUAUUGGACGAUAAAUGGCCAAAUAAUAUCACAAACGGACAAAAAGUUUGAGGUCACGGCCGUAGAAAGAGGCUACGAAGUGGACAUGAGGCUAAAAAUAAAGAAAGUGGGACGUAAUACCUUCGGCACAUACAGUUGCAUAUCAAAAAACUCCCUCGGCGAUACUGAUGGGACUAUUAAAUUGUAUUCUCUCUCUGGUAAAUACGAGGAGAUGCAAUACAACGAAGUAGAUGGAAACUUCGAAGAAACUCUUAUUGUAAGCGAGUUGGAAGCGUUGAAACGGAGCUCUGCCAGUAUACUCGCGCCAGUACUAUCUCCAGUACUAGACAUUAUUGCCAUAUUA